This is a messenger RNA of Uranotaenia lowii, 2385 nucleotides long. RefSeq lists its product as uncharacterized. Gene Ontology annotation, molecular function: nucleic acid binding. Lineage: Eukaryota; Metazoa; Arthropoda; Insecta; Diptera; Culicidae. Bases 687 to 1901 code for a protein of 404 amino acids. Gene Ontology annotation, biological process: DNA integration. The record is from RefSeq and is a predicted model, not a curated record. The transcript is spliced from 2 exons.
CCGCCGUCAUCGGUGUACGACUAGCAAACGAUAUCGGAGAAAGUCAUCGUAUACAUACGUCACAGAGAUUUUUUUGGACCGAUUCGAGGGACGUGUUGUGUUGGAUACGUUCAGACCACAGGAGAUACAGCAAAUUUGUAGCCGCAAGAGUAGGAGAAAUUUUGGAAAACUCUGAAAUCUCAGAGUGGAAUUGGAUUGAGUCCUCCGAAAAUGUUGCUGACGAAGGAACUAAAUGGCAAAAAAUCCCAGACUUUUCCACAUCCAACAGGUGGUUCAAUGGCCCGAAAUUCAUUCGUCAGGAACAAACAUUGUGGCCAACACAACCAUCCUUCUAUAGGACUACAACAAAUGAGCUUCAGAAGUAUAUUAACAUUCACAUCAUUCAACAACCACCCUUUGAUGUUACAACAUUCUCUAAAUGGUGGAAGCUGGUACGCGUGAUAUCAUUUGUAAUACGAUACCUACAAAACAUCAGAGCUACUAUACAAGAAAAAAAACUAUCUACUGGAGUUCUCACUCAAAGCGAAUUGCGAGCUGCAGAGAUUUGUAUCUUACGUCAGGCGCAGAAAGAUGUGUAUGCUGAGGAAAUCUCGUUGCUGUCUUCAUCUGAUAAAAAUAUCACUCUACCAAAAAGAAGUCCUCUCUUUAAAGUAUCCCCAUUCCUCGACGCAAACGGUGUCCUACGUAUGCGCGGGCGUAUUGGAUCCUGUACGUUUGUUGAUUUGAACACUGCUCAUCCUAUAAUUCUGCCUAAAGAUCAUCACGUCACAAUACUGAUUGUGCAAUUUAUGCAUGAGCGUUACCAUCACAUUAAUAAUGAAACUGUUGUCAACGAAUUGCGCCAGCUUUAUCAAAUUCCAAUGCUACGAAGAGUGUGUGAUAAAAUUCGACGGAAAUGUCAAGUUUGCAAAAUUGUCAAAGCAAAUCCUCAACCUCCACUCAUGGCUGACCUACCAUUCGCCAGGCUCGCUGCUUAUUCUAGACCCUUUUCCUACGUUGGGAUAGAUUACUUUGGACCGUUGAAUGUAGUUGUUGGAAGACGCGUCGAGAAAAGAUGGGGAGUUCUCUUAACUUGUUUGGUAGUAAGAGCCGUCCAUAUCGAAAUUGCGCAUUCGCUCAACACCAGCUCUUGCAUCAUGGCCUUACACAACUUUAUAGCCAGACGUGGGAAACCAUUGGAGAUCUUCAGCGAUCGCGGAACAAAUUUUGUAGGCGCAAAUAGAGAGCUGAAACAUGCGCUUCGUGACAUGGAUCAUGACAGACUAAUGGAAGAGUUCACCUCUACGGAAAUUAAAUGGACAUUUUUACCGCCAAGUAGCCCACACAUGGGUGGGAGUUGGGAACGAUUGGUACAAUCUGUGAAGAAGACCCUCAGCAACAUGAAGCUCCCUAGACUCCCCACAGAUGAAGUAUUACGUAACGCACUACUGGAGAUAGAAAACAUCAUCAACUCACGACCCCUCACUUACCUACCGAUAGAAAAUUCAGACACCGAAGCCCUUACUCCGAACCACUUCCUGCUGGGAUCUUCCAGUGGAUUGAAACCUGUAGUACCGUACGAAGACGACUUGAAUACUUUGAGAAACACUUGGAAAACCUCUCAAGUAUAUGCUAAUUAUUUUUGGAAAAGAUGGUUACGAGAAUAUCUUCCAACGAUAACUCGCCGUACAAAAUGGCACUAUAAUGUGAAACCCAUCGAAGUAGAUGACAUCGUAGUCAUCGUAGACAACGACCUUCCAAGGAAUUUGUGGCCAAAAGGAAUUGUCACUAGCAUCACGAAAAGUCGAGAUGGACAAGUCCGUAGUGCAACGGUGAGAACUGCAUGUAAUACCUACGAUCGACCAGCUGUGAAGUUAGCAGUACUAGACGUCGGCGCAACGAGUAGUAAGCAGAAUUCUUAAUUCUGCGUACUGCGGGGGAGUGUUACGUCAUACACGAACGCGCCGGCGCUACCAACGAGCCCCCACCAGAGUUCGCCUGUCAUGGCCCACGAUGAGAAAGAAAAGGAGAGAGAAACUAAACAACGGCAUGUCAUAUCAAAAUCGCAUGUGAUUCAGAAGGCAAAUAAUUCUAAACCAAUUUGAGUAUUCCGUUAUUAACUGCCUGGUAAUACUGAACUUUAAGUUGCACAGUUGUAAGGUAGUUAGUUGGCAUCUACAUUCACCGUUCAUGCAGUAAGGUGUUCUAGUGACUAUAGUUCAUGCAGUUAGGUGCACUAUUGACUAGUGACUAGUACAGUUAAUGUUAAUGACAGACUGACUAGUACUACAGGUAACAUACAAUCAUUGAUGACAGCACACUGAAACAUGAACUUAACGUUAAACUUAUGCUAGGCCUCACGCAACACGAACGAACAGUACCGUACUGGGUAGAACUCCGGACAGC